This is a messenger RNA of Cannabis sativa, 2153 nucleotides long. Its product is annotated as WD40 repeat-containing protein HOS15. Gene Ontology annotation, cellular component: histone deacetylase complex. Gene Ontology annotation, molecular function: protein binding; transcription corepressor activity. The transcript is spliced from 14 exons. NCBI's taxonomy places the organism in Eukaryota, Viridiplantae, Streptophyta, Magnoliopsida, Rosales, Cannabaceae. The record is from RefSeq and is a predicted model, not a curated record. Bases 363 to 2054 code for a protein of 563 amino acids. Gene Ontology annotation, biological process: regulation of transcription by RNA polymerase II.
AUUUCAAAAAACAAGUAAAAUAAGCCCAUAAAUAUACAUGAACAAUGAAGUGGGCUAAAUUGGUAUUGGAGAUGAAAACGACGACGUCGUCGUCGUCGUCGUCAACGAACAUUUAAUUUAAGUAGAAGCAAGCAGAAGAGCAGCGCCAUAAAAUAAAAUUCUCUCUUUAGUUAAAAUUUAGAAGUUAGAAUAAAGAGAACAAAAAGAUUCACCCUGAUUUUUUAUUAUUUGCAGAAGAACGGCCAAGGCCAACGUCUGUGGUCCGUCAUUUUGUGCUGAAUAAGCUGCGGAAGUAGAUUAAUCUCUUUCAAUAAGGUUUUGAAGUAUAAAACACCGGAAACGGCAUCGUUUUUCUAAGCUCAAUGAUCUCUAUCACCUCCGCCGAACUCAACUACAUAGUCUUCCGUUAUCUCCACGAAUCAGGCUUUACACACUCAGCUUUUGCUUUUGGAUGUGAAGCGGGUAUUAACAAAAGCACAAUUGAUGGCGACAUAGUUCCACCUGGUGCACUUGUUACAUUUGUGCAGAAAGGACUUCAAUACCUCGAGCUUGAGGCAAACUCUGGCAACGUUGAGGCUGAUGUAGAUGAAGAUUUCUCAUUUAUACAACCCUUGGAUCUUAUCACGAAAGAUGUCUAUGAACUGCAGAAGAUCAUUAAAAAGAAAAAGGAGGGUAUGAAUAUCGAUAUGGUUAAAACAGUUGAGAAAGACAAUGAGAAUGAGCAGAAAAUAGAACAAGAUCGCUCACAGGAAGGAGAGGCGGAAAAAGUGAAGGAACAAGAAGAACAAAAUGAUAAAGAGAUAAUAAUGAAGGAUUUGGAGGAAGAUAAGGGAAGACCGGAGCCGGAUAAAAAAUUGGAUGAGAAGUCUGAAGAUAAGGCUAACGUUGAACUUGAAGAAAAGCCUGCAGAAUGCAAUGGACCAGAGCCAAUGGAAAUCUCUACAACUCCAUUAUUUCCUUUAGAACUUCCUAGUUCUGACAUAACAAUUCUAGAAGGGCACACUUCAGAGGUUUUUGCGUGUGCAUGGAGUCCUUCUGGUUCACUUCUUGCGUCUGGGUCUGGAGAUUCAACAGCUCGAAUUUGGACCAUGGCAGAUGCAACUUCAGAAUCUGUCAUGCAAAAUGACUCUACUACAACUUCCGUUGUCUUGAAGCAUUUCAAAGGUAAAACCAACGAGAAAAGCAAGGAUGUGACGACACUAGAUUGGAAUGGUGAUGGGACAUUACUUGCAACAGGCUCUUAUGAUGGACAAGCAAGGAUAUGGAGUAGAGAUGGGGAGUUGAGGAGUACGCUGAACAAACAUAAAGGUCCUAUCUUUUCUCUGAAGUGGAACAAGAAGGGUGAUUAUCUUCUUAGUGGCAGUGUGGAUAAAACUGCAAUAGUGUGGGACGUAAAGACUGGAGAAUGUAAACAACAAUUUGAAUGUCAUUCAGCUCCUACACUAGAUGUUGACUGGCGAAACAAUGUUUCAUUUGCUUCAUGCUCUACUGAUACUACAAUACAUGUUUGCAAGGUUGGAGAGAAACUACCAUUGAAAACUUUCUCAGGACAUCAGGGUGAAGUUAAUGCCAUUAAAUGGGAUCCAACCGGUACAUUAUUGGCUUCUUGUUCCGAUGAUUUUACUGCAAAGAUAUGGAGUUUGAAACAAGACAAGCACUUGCAUGAUUUGAGGGAACACACUAAGGAGAUUUAUACUAUUCGGUGGAGUCCUACUGGACCAGGCACAAUCAAUCCUAACCAUCAGUUAGUGUUAGCAAGCGCUUCAUUUGACUCUACAAUAAAGCUAUGGGAUGUAGAACAAGGAAAACUACUCUACAGCUUCAAUGGCCACAGGGAUCCUGUGUACUCUGUGGCAUUCAGCCCAAAUGGGGAGUACUUAGCCAGCGGAUCUAUGGACAAAUGCAUGCACAUAUGGUCUGUCAAAGAAGGUGAAAUUGUAAAAUCUUACACCGGAAAUGGUGGAAUUUUUGAAGUCUGUUGGAAUAAGGAAGGUAAUAAGGUUGCUGCUUGCUUUGCUAACAACCAAGUCUGCAUUUUGGAUUUUCGAAUGUAGAAGUUGGAUUAUUCAUAUCAUAUUUGUUCACUUCAUUGGAUUGUAUGUGUUUGUUUAUUCUUGUAAUAUACCAUUUUUGUUAAUUUUGGGGACACAACA